Molecule: messenger RNA, 1932 nt
Organism: Puma concolor (puma)
Lineage: Eukaryota; Metazoa; Chordata; Mammalia; Carnivora; Felidae
Source: RefSeq, a predicted model, not a curated record
UCUGACUCACCCCCUCCUGCAGGCACCAUGGCCCGGAGCAGGGCACUGCUGUUCCUGUUGCUGUUGCCAUCGCAGCUGCAGCUGGGACCGGUGAGCACGGUGAGGUCUCCGGGGUUUGGCCGAGGUGGUGCCCACAGCCUGAGCCCUGAAGAGAACGAAUUCAUGGAGGAGCCAGUGUUGGUCCUGAGCCCUGAGGAGCCAGGGCCUGGCCCUGCCACCAUCAACUGCCCCCGAGACUGUGCCUGCUCCCAAGAAGGUGUUGUGGACUGUGGUGGCAUUGACCUGCGUGAGUUCCCGGGGGACCUGCCUGAGCACACCAACCAUCUGUCUCUGCAGAACAACCAGUUGGAGAAGAUCUACCCCCAGGAGCUCUCCAGAUUGCAUCGACUGGAAACUCUGAACCUCCAGAACAACCGUCUGACUUCCCGAGGGCUCCCGGAGGAGGCGUUUGAGCAUCUGACCAACCUCAACUACCUGUACUUGGCCAAUAACAAGGUGAGGGGCCCCCUGGUGUUGGAGGCUGAGCUCAGGGCAUCAGAGUGGUCAGAUAAUGAAAACGGAGGCCAAGGCCUUACAGAAGUGCAGGAAGGUGAUAGCUACUUGGAGGGCUUCCUGGAGGAGAUGGCAUUUGAGCAGGGCCAUGAAGGGACCUGUGUCUCAUCCCUCAGGUCUGUGUACCUGCACAACAACAAGUUGGCGGAUGCCGGGCUGCCGGACAACAUGUUCAACGGCUCCAGCAAUGUCGAGAUCCUCAUUCUGUCCAGCAACUUCCUGCGCCACGUGCCCAAGCACCUGCCACCUGCCCUCUAUAAGCUGCACCUCAAGAACAACAAGCUGGAGAAGAUCCCACCAGGUGCCUUCAGUGAGCUGAGCAAUCUGCGUGAACUGUACCUGCAGAACAAUUACCUGACUGACGAGGGUCUGGACAAUGAAACCUUCUGGAAGCUGUCCAGCCUGGAGUACCUCGAUCUGUCCAGCAACAACCUGUCGCGGGUCCCGGCAGGGCUGCCGCGCAGCCUCGUGCUCCUGCACCUGGAGAAGAACGCCAUCCGGAGCGUGGACGCAGACGUGCUGACGCCCAUCCGCAGCCUCGAGUACCUGCUGCUGCACAGCAACCAGCUGCACGCGCGCGGCAUCCACCCGCGGGCCUUCCAGGGCCUUAAGCGGCUGCACACGGUGCACCUGUACAACAACGCUCUAGAGCGCGUGCCCAGCGGCCUGCCCCGGCGCGUGCGCACUCUCAUGAUCCUGCACAACCAGAUCACCGGCAUUGGCCGCGACGACUUUGCCACCACCUACUUCCUGGAGGAGCUCAACCUCAGCUACAACCGCAUCACCAGCCCACAGGUGCACCGAGAUGCCUUCCGCAAGCUGCGCCUGCUGCGCUCGCUGGACCUGUCCGGUAACCGGCUGCACACCUUGCCACCCGGGCUGCCGCGCAACGUGCACGUGCUGAAGGUCAAGCGCAAUGAACUGGCAGCCCUGGCGCGCGGAGCGCUGGCCGGCAUGGCCCAGCUGCGUGAGCUCUACCUCACCGGCAACCGGCUGCGCAGCCGCGCCCUGGGCCCCCGCUCCUGGGCCGACCUUGCCCACCUCCAGCUGCUGGACAUCGCUGGGAAUCAGCUCACAGAGAUCCCUGAGGGGCUCCCUGAGUCACUCGAGUACCUGUACCUGCAGAACAACAAGAUUAGCACUGUGCCUGCCAAUGCCUUCGACUCCACGCCCAACCUCAAAGGCAUCUUUCUCAGGUUUAACAAGCUGGCCGUGGGCUCCGUGGUGGAAAGUGCCUUCCGGAGGCUGAAGCACCUGCAGGUCUUGGACAUAGAAGGCAACUUUGAGUUUGGUGACGUUUCCAAGGACCGGGGCCAGUUGGAGGAAGAGGAUGAGGAAGACGAGGAGGAUGAGGAUGAGGAGGAUGAGGAAAGGCGAUAG